GGAUUAUCAGGGAGGCCAUGUUGGAUUUAGAGGGUCAUGUAAUGAACUGAACCUAAACCCCAGUGAUGGACCCCCGUUAUAGUGCCCAAGAACACCUCCUCUGUGACCUGUGUCAAAAAGCAGCAUUACAGAGUCAUUGUGAACUUUGUCAGAUUAACCUGUGUAAGGCCUGUGUAGGGGAGCAUCUCUCUGAUUCAUCUAAAAGACACAAUGUUGUACCAUACAGACACAGAACUUCUACUCCUAACUACCCAAAAUGUCCAAAUCACACCCAGAAACAUUGCGAACUUUACUGUGAGAAAUGUGACAUUCCUGUCUGUUCUAACUGCCUCUCCUCUGGGAAACAUAAAGGACAUGAUUUACUUGAUGCUCUACAAAAACUAAGUUCUAAAACAAAAGAUUUAGAAAAUGACUUGGAAGAACUAGAGGAAAAAAUCUAUCCUAAAUACAAAGAAAUGACAUUAGGCCACAGUUUUUAUAUCUUUCGCGAUGUUCCGUUUGAAAGAAGUUUCAAAUUAUUUUUAUUUUUAUUUUGUCACCACCCAAUGGACAUUUUGGCUGAAAAAAUCCGUAAACCUAAAGAUAAAAUAACUUUGGCCUUAGAUUUGAAUUCUGAAAAAGUCAACUUGGAAAAGCAUUACAAGAAACUGACAACAGCUGUCACCAAACAAGGAGAAGACUGGCACAGAGAUAUUAACAUCAUUGUCAACAAACAGAAAUCUGAAAUUGAUGAGAUGAAAUCUGAACACCUGGCUGCUCUAAAUAAACAGGAAAAAGAAAUCAAGCAGAUUACUUCUGAUGUAAAACAGAGCAUAGUUGAUCUGAAGAAAAUACUGGACUCCAAUGAUGUCUCCCUAACAUCUGCAUAUAAACCCAGGAAUGCCCAAUUCAGAAGAUUACCUCCUAGAGCAAAUACUUCAUUACCAAGUUUUCAUCCACAUCAAAUCAACCGAGCAAUGCUCCAUCAAAUGUUUGGUUCUCUGUCAGCAUUAUCCAUUACUACAGAAGAACAAGGCUACAAAAUGGAGGAACCAAAAGCUAUAUCCACUCCUAAAGUGAAACCAAUUCUUGAUGAACCAGAGCUCAUCACCACAAUAGACACUAUGUAUGAUAAACUAUGCAGUGUUACCUGCCUCAAUGAUGGAGAAAUCUGGACAUUUGGGAAUGAUGAAUUCUUAAAACUCUACAACCUCCAUGGCAAAAUACUGAAAUCAAUCCAAACUAAGUCUGGCAACAGACCAUGGGACAUAGCAGUGACAAGGAGUGGAGAUCUAGUUUAUAUUGACCAAGAUACAAGAACUGUAAACAUAGUGAAGAAUGAACAGAUACAGGAAGUGAUCAGACUACAGGGGUGGAUACCUUACUAUGUCUGUAGUACCUCAUCUGAUGACCUCCUGGUUACCAUGACCAGUACUGAUUAUAAAAAAUCAAAAGUUGUCCGUUACUCUGGCUCCACAAGGAAACAAACCAUUCAGUUUGAUAGUGAAGGCACACCUUUAUAUUUAUCUUGUUCCUACAUCACAGAGAACAGGAACCUGGAUAUCUGUGUAGCUGACUAUGGAGCCAGUGCAGUAGUGGUGGUUAAUCAGGCAGGAACACUCCGAUUUAGAUACACUGCUACUCCCUCUACUACUAAGGGAUCAUUCAUUCCAUAUGGCAUCACAACAGACAGCCAGAGUCAGAUCCUGACAGCAGACUGUCACAACAACUGUAUCCACAUCCUAGAUCAGAACGGACAGUUGCUCCGUUACAUUAAUAACUGUGAUCUACAGGAUCCAAUGGGUUUAUGUGUAGACACCAGAGACAACCUCUUUGUAACUGAGUUUAACAGUGGUAAAGUGAAGAAAAUCAAAUACAUGUAA
Saccostrea cuccullata (small rock oyster) is the source of this 1862-nucleotide messenger RNA. RefSeq lists its product as uncharacterized. Gene Ontology annotation, molecular function: zinc ion binding; ubiquitin protein ligase activity; protein binding. NCBI's taxonomy places the organism in Eukaryota, Metazoa, Mollusca, Bivalvia, Ostreida, Ostreidae. The coding region runs from base 66 to 1862 and encodes 598 amino acids. The transcript is spliced from 3 exons. The record is from RefSeq and is a predicted model, not a curated record.